CGAAUUACGAUAGCCAGUUCAUUAGAAGUAGAACCUCCGUGCCCAUUCAGCAGCGUGGUUGUAGUCUGCAAGCUCGAAACUACCGUAGUCAGGACUCAGGAUUCUUCUGACUCUGAAAAUUUUGGGAAGAAACCUAAAAUUGAUCGAACCAGUCUUAACUUCCCAAUUCUCGUUUCACCGUUUGAGAGGGAAAAAAAGGAUAAAAAUAGUAAGUUAGAAUGAAACAAGUGGCUAUUCUCUGUGCAAAGAAAUGGUUUUUGAGAAGCUUUUCGUCAAUCUCCUCGCAUCCACUGCGAGUUUGUAUAGUUGGAAGCGGGCCUUCUGGGUUUUACACAGCUGAGAAAAUGUUGAAGGCGCAUCAAGGAGCAGAAAUCAAUAUCAUUGACCGAUUGCCAACACCAUUUGGAUUAGUCCGCUCAGGAGUAGCUCCUGAUCAUCCCGAAACAAAGAUUGUGAUUAACCAGUUUACUCGGGUUGCGUUGAACAAGCGGUGCUCAUUCUUUGGAAAUGUUUCCCUGGGGACCUCUAUCUCACUAUCCGAACUUCGUGAAUUAUAUGAUGUGGUGGUGCUGGCCUAUGGUGCUGAAAGUGACAGGGUUCUAGGUGUGCCUGGAGAAGAUUUAGCAGGAAUAUACUCAGCUAGAGAAUUUGUUUGGUGGUAUAAUGGUCACCCUGACUACAGCAAUCUGGAUCCUGAUUUGAAGAAUACUGAUACAGCUGUGAUUCUUGGUCAGGGCAAUGUAGCUCUUGAUGUUGCACGUAUCCUUCUACGACCAAAAACUGAAUUGGGGAACACUGAUACUGCAAGCCAUGCUCUAGUCUCUCUGCAGGAAAGUUCCAUAAGGAAAGUGUAUUUGGUUGGAAGACGUGGACCAGCACAGGCAGCUUGUACUGCCAAGGAACUACGUGAAGUUCUUGGUAUUAAAGAUUUGCAUAUUCACAUCCAGGAAGCUGAUCUACAAAUAUCACGAGCAGAUGAGAAAGAACUGAAGAAUAACCGAAUCCAACGACGGGUCUAUGACUUGCUGUCUAAAGCAGCAACUACCAAGCCUUGUCAUCCUACUUUUAGUCAAUGUGAACUACAUUUCAUCUUCUUUCGGAAGCCAGACAGGUUUUUACCUUCAGAUAACAGCAGCUCUAAGGUUACUGGUGUGCGCUUUGAGAAGACAAUUCUAAAAGAGAACGGUAGCUCUGGAAGACAGUCUGCAGUGGGCACAGGACAGUUUGAAGACAUUGAAUGCGGGUUGGUUUUAAAAAGUAUCGGUUACAAAUCUGUGCCAGUUGAUGGAUUGCCCUUUGAUCACCACAAAGGUGUGGUUCCAAACAUUAGGGGCCGGGUUCUAAGUGAUGCAUCAACAGACCCUGAACCACUCAAGGGAUUAUAUGUAGUUGGAUGGUUGAAAAGAGGACCUACUGGGAUCGUUGCAACAAACCUCUACUGCGCUGAAGAAACUGUUGCAAGCAUCUCCGAAGAUUUGGAACAAGGAAUACUAAUUCCUCGCUCGCCAAAGCAAGGCAAACAGGGACUCCUCCAAAUAUUAGAGAAUAGGAAUGUCAGAUUUGUGCCAUUCAGUGGCUGGGAGAAGAUUGACAUAAAAGAAAAAAGUGAAGGCGCCUUGAGAAACAAGCCCAGAGAAAAGAUUGCCACGUGGGAAGAAUUAUUGAAGGUUGCUAACGAGUGAACAAAUAAAAAUAUAAAGGAAUCAAGGUUCUUUUAUCUAAUUGUUUUCUGAUACAUCAUACAUCAUUGCAUUUGUAUU
Messenger RNA from Nelumbo nucifera (sacred lotus), 1760 nucleotides. RefSeq names its product Pyridine nucleotide-disulfide oxidoreductase family protein. Gene Ontology annotation, molecular function: oxidoreductase activity. The record is from RefSeq and is a predicted model, not a curated record. Lineage: Eukaryota; Viridiplantae; Streptophyta; Magnoliopsida; Proteales; Nelumbonaceae.